CAAAGCGCAUCCAAUUGAUUUUACCUAUUAGCAACAGGUUUUUGGCAAUAAAAACAAACAAAAUAAGUAUUAAAUGGAUAAUAAAAUAAAGCAGCAGAGUGCAACAAAUGCGAACACUAGAUGGCGCACCUCGGCGAGCCUCAUUUUGGUGGCACCAGCCGCAGCAGCUAGCGAGGAUUACAAUCUAUUAAUGCUGAAGCGCAGCGAGGCCACGGCCGUAGCGCAGAAUCAAACUGUUUUUCCUGGCGGCCUACUGGACGUGGAGGGGGAUGAGAGCGUCGCCUGGCUGGAGUAUUUUGAGCAGUUUGGCGUGUCCCAAGAGUCGCUGCGUAGCCUGAUACUCAUCAGUGAACAUAGGCCAGGAAUAUUGGCACCCCAAGGCAACGGUUGCUACGAUCGUUUUUUUAAACGCUCCAAAAUUUGGGCACGGGAAAUUACGUUACGCUUGACGGCGUUGCGUGAGUGUUUCGAGGAGGUGGGCAUUCUGAUUUGCCGCAGCCGAGCGCAGCUGAAUCAACUGGAUGCUGUGGCUCUGACAGCGCAGUUUCAGCCGGAGCAGCAGCACUUCGAUCGUGAGUCCUGGCAGCGACGUGUACAUAAUAAGCCCAGUGAAUUUUUAGAGCUGUGCCGUGAAUUGCAAGUGGUGCCGGAUUUGUGGGCCCUUCACGAGUGGUCCGCCUGGGCGAGUCCAGCGAUUGUUAAAAAAGGCCAUGAAACAGUUUUCUUCAUGGUAUUUUUGGACAGCCAGCCUAUCCUGCUCGCAGAGCCGACUGAGGUCAAGGAGUGCUUGUGGCGCACUCCAGUCGAAUUUUUGCGUAUGUACCAGCACGAGGAACUCUGGCUUAUGCCACCACAAAUUUAUGAGCUCUUACGCCUGCUAGCUAUCCCGGAUUACCGGAAACUGCUGCACUUUGCAACGCAGCGUAGCAUAUUGGGCACUACUUUGUUUUUACCGGUGGGUUACAACUGCAGCGAUGGCAUGGUGUUUGCUCUGCCAGGCGAUGAACUUUAUGUGGCCGAGCCACAUUUGGCCAUUGAACCCAUUAACUUUCCGGGCAGUGCUGACGAGCUGCGCGCGCGCUCCACUUGCCUACAUCGUUAUGAGUUUACCGGACCAACUGUUUGUAGAGUACAUUUAAAUAUUCCUGCUCCGAAUGGCCAUCUGCUGCCACAGAAUCUGCCAAACCCGCUGCACAAACUUUAGGCGCUUCUCGUUUCGGAAAUGAAGUAACGUAAGUUAAGUUUUGAAUUGAUCAUCAGGACAAGUUUAGUCAAAAGGUAGACAAAUUAUAAAUAAACAAUUUUUGUUAAACGUUGUAUAUAAAGAACUGGUAUAAGGCUUGUAAA
Messenger RNA from Drosophila novamexicana, 1347 nucleotides. Its product is annotated as nucleoside diphosphate-linked moiety X motif 19. Lineage: Eukaryota; Metazoa; Arthropoda; Insecta; Diptera; Drosophilidae. The record is from RefSeq and is a predicted model, not a curated record. The transcript has 6 exons. Gene Ontology annotation, cellular component: mitochondrion. The coding region runs from base 74 to 1204 and encodes 376 amino acids. Gene Ontology annotation, molecular function: hydrolase activity, acting on acid anhydrides, in phosphorus-containing anhydrides.